GGUAUAGCUAGUUAGCUAUAUGGCCAGCCAUCUUUGCGUUUAAAUGAAAAACUUCAGCCAUUAUUUUCCUCUUAUUUGUCUCGCUCCAAUAUUGUAUAGAUUGAAGAUCAAUAUAUUCAGAGAAUUAUACAUCUAAUAGUAGUAAGCAAGUAUAUAUGGUUGGGCAUUCAUUAUUAAUUUUUGAUUGUCAAAAAGAAAAAAAAUCAAUCAAGGUCUUUAAGUUGAACUUCUCUGUUUUUAGACUAACUAUGAAACGUCAGCUGCAAUUCCAUUCGCAUUUCAGCGUUCUUGGCCUACCAUUACCAAAAUUUGGUUUAAAAUUGAACGAAUUUUAUCGACAAAAUUUGACGACUGAAUUUAUUUCAUUGAUAUUUUGUAAGUAAAUUAUUAGUAGCCAAAAAGAUAAAUUUAUCACGAGAAAUAUCAAUGAAAUAAUUUAUCAAUGAUCUGUUAGUAAAGAUUAAAUCGAUGGAUUACCCACGGAUUAUUCCGUCGGUAAAUUAUUCUAAAAAAUUUUAUUAAAUUAAACUUUGAAUCCCUAAACCCCGCGUUAAAUAAAAUUUCGAAUCCCCGCAUUGAAAUCCCUAAACCCCCUUUUCCCCUUUCUCUCGCCGAAUAAUCUCUGCCACUCUCCUCUCACCGCCGCGCCUUGGAUCUUCCUUCCCGGUGCCGUCGAUUAUCCUCCGUCGUCUGUUGGUUCCUUCCAUCGUCCGAUGGCAUCGUCCUUCGUCCGUCGUUGAAUUCUGCGCCAUAUACCUAGAUAUGUUCAUUGGAGCAACAAUAUAUUUCUGUCUACUGCAAAAGGAUAAAUGAUAACAAUUUCAAUGGAACCAUACCUAGUUUCAUACAAAUGCGAACAACUCAGCAGACUAGAAAUGCAUGCCAGUGGACUUGAGGGACCAAUUCCAUCUAGCAUCUCUUUUGAGUAAUUUAAUUGAGCUGAGGAUUACUGACAUAAAUGGGCCAAAUCCAGGUUUUUCUAUGGUCAGAAACAUUACAGGCAUGGGUUUUGAGGAAUUGUAACAUUUUCAGAGAGAUCCCUAAAUACAUUUGGGCAAUGAAGAAUCUGGAAAUGUUUGACCUUUCAUACAAUGACUUCACAUGGCAAGGCCCUGAGAAACCUGGCUGUCAGGAGAACAUGAAUCUGAACUUAAACUUGUUUUGCAGCUCUUCAUCAAGGAACAACUUGAGGGGAGCUCUUCCAUGCAAGAAGGAUUUCACCUGUCCUCAAUGUACCAAGAAUACAAGUAAGAGUAUAUAUCUACCCAAAACGAGCAUUGUUUGAUGCUCAAAAAGAUGAGGAAUGGUUGAGAGACAAAUAGCAUCCAAUAAACUUGGUCAUUGUUAUUGAAAGGUUAGUUGUACUUGCAUAUUUCAUGAUGUUUUAGUUCGUAAAUUUGUUAGUAAGCUGAUGGACCCCCUCUGCCCUACAUUUUGUAGCAUGGUGUUAUUGAUGGAUUUGGUGUCAUUUUAUCAUGCUAUCAUUGGAUUCUUUCUUCAAUUUCAUUUUUUUUUUUUUGGGAUUUCAUUCUUUUAAAGAGAAACGAGCUUGCACACAAUGAGAUUUUGUUGGUGGAAAUUGCAUGACAUUGUAGUGAUGUUAUAGUUGUAGAAAUAACUACUUCCUAUAUGCCUUAAACAUGUGAACUUAAAACUAAUACUACUAUAUAUUAAUUUGUGCAUUACCAAAUGUUUGUUUAGGAUUUGGAACAUA
This is a messenger RNA of Durio zibethinus, 1714 nucleotides long. RefSeq names its product putative LRR receptor-like serine/threonine-protein kinase RFK1. The record is from RefSeq and is a predicted model, not a curated record. Lineage: Eukaryota; Viridiplantae; Streptophyta; Magnoliopsida; Malvales; Malvaceae.